Molecule: messenger RNA, 900 nt
Organism: Harmonia axyridis
Lineage: Eukaryota; Metazoa; Arthropoda; Insecta; Coleoptera; Coccinellidae
Exons: 2
Coding region: 1-900 (299 amino acids)
Source: RefSeq, a predicted model, not a curated record
AUGCCACAGGAGACAAUACCAGAAGCGCCAAUCCUUGAAAUUUUGCAGCUCUUGGAUGAAGAAAGCACAAAGUGGGAAGGCAUCGAGUUAAGAAAUAGGCCAAAAAUUGAGAAAUUACAACAAAAUAAAGAGACCAAAAUCGCUAUCACAACAAUGAACGAUACUCUCGAGACAACACUGAGCGAUAUGACCACCUUCGAAGAACUCUGCCACAAAGUAUAUUGCGCUGCUAAAAUAACCAACAUCAUUCAGGGCACAUCAUCACGAACACCAAAUCAAGAAAACCGUCAACAGAGGACGCCACCAUGGAAGGAACGAAUAGAAAGAAGGAUAACAACUCUUCGAAAAGAAAUAAGCGUCCUUCUGGUUAACCGAAAAGUGAGUAAAAAAGUCGAGAAGAAAGUGUGGGCAUACCCCCGAAAGUUAAAGAUUGAAAAAGACGGACAACACCAUCAACACCUGAGAACACAUAUGGAAACACUGAAGCGACUUUCGGGCGGACACAGUGACCAACAAGCUACUUCGCCUGACACGAACAAGAUGCAGCAAUACUGGUCGGACACCUGGACACAGGAAGGCAGCCACAACACCGAGGCUACAUGGAUAAAGGCGGAAAAAAGUGCACAUCUUGACCUUACAGAAAUGACUGAGAUUACUAUAACGGAAGAAGACGUGAAAGCAACAGUCAGGAGACUCAAGAACUGGUCAGUAGCUGGUGUGGAUGGAAUCCACAAUUUCUGGUGGAAGUCACUAACAGUGACCCAUAAAGUGAGCAAUAAAAGACCCAACGACAAUUCCUCUUUAUUUUACACUUGGCACGACACUCGUAAAAACCAAGAAAGGAGAUCUAAGAAAUCUGAAAAACUACAGAUCCAUUACCUGUCUACUUGCGAUUUAUAA